Molecule: messenger RNA, 5783 nt
Organism: Pongo pygmaeus (Bornean orangutan)
Lineage: Eukaryota; Metazoa; Chordata; Mammalia; Primates; Hominidae
Gene: ZNF443
Product: zinc finger protein 443
Exons: 4
Coding region: 3317-5332 (671 amino acids)
Biological process (GO): regulation of transcription by RNA polymerase II
Molecular function (GO): DNA-binding transcription factor activity, RNA polymerase II-specific; RNA polymerase II cis-regulatory region sequence-specific DNA binding
Source: RefSeq, a predicted model, not a curated record
ACCAAUACAAUAAUAGCUGGAGAUUUUAACACCCCAUAUUCAGCACUGGACAGAUCUUCCAGACAGUAAAUCAACAAAGAUUAUUUCAAUAUACACUGAAAAAUCAGACAAAAGAAAGAUUAAAUGGGAUUUAAUCUACACUAUAGAUCAAAUGGACCUAAUAGAUAUUUACAGAACAUUUUAUCCAACAGCUACAGAAUACACAUACUUUUCCUGAGCACAGGAAUCAUUCUCAAGGAUAGACCAUAUGUUAGGUCAAAAAACAUGUCUUAAAACACUCCGAAAAACUGAAAUAAUAUCAAUUGUGUCACAGAAUAAGUGGAAUAAACUAGAAACCAAUGACGAGGAAUUCUGGAAACCAUACAAACGUGGAAAUUAAACAAUAUGCUCCUGAAUGACCAGUGGGGUCAAUGAAGAAAUUAAGAAGAAAAUUGAAAAGUUUUUUCAAACAAAUGGUAAUGAAAAUGCAACAUACCAAAACCUAUGGAAUACAGCAAAAGCAGUACUAAGAAGGAAGUUUAUAGAUAUAAGCACCUACAUCAAAAAAGAAGACCUUCAGGCUGGGUGCAGUGGCUCCCACCUGUAAUCCCAGCACUUUAGGAGGCCAAGGGGAGUGGAUCACCUGAGGUUAGGAGUUCGAGACGAGCCUGGCCAACAUGGUGAAACCCUGUAUCUACUAAAAAUACAAAAAAUUAGCCAGACAUGGUGGUGGGUGCCUGUAAUGCCAGCUACUUGGGAGGCUGAGGCAGGAGAAUUGCUUGAACCCAGGAGGCAGAGGUGGCAGUGAGCUGAGAUUGCGCCAUUGCACUCCAGACUGGGCAACAAGAGUGAAGUGAAACUCAUCUCAAAAAAAAAAAAGAAAAAAAAAAGAAGAAGAAAACCUUCAAAUAAACAACCUAAGAAUGCAUCUUAAAGAAUUAGAAAAGCAAGAGCAAACUAAACCCAAAAUCAGUAGAAGAAAAGAAAUAAUAAAAAUCAGUAGAAAUAAAUGAAUUUGAAAUGAAGAAACAAUAGAAAAGAACAAUGAAACAAAAAGUUGGUUUUUUGAAAAGACAAACAAAAUUGACAAACCUUGAGGUAGACUAAGAAAAAAACAGAAAGGCCCAAAUAAAUAAAAUUAGAGAUGAAAAAGGAGACAUUACAGUUGAUACUGCAGAAAUUCAAAGGAUCAUUAAUGCAACUAAGAACAAUUAUAUACCAAUAAAUUGGAAAACCUAGAAGAAAUGGAUAAAUUCCUAGGCAGAUACAACAUAGCAACAUUGAACCAUGAAGAAAUAAAAAACCUGAACUGACCAAUAACAAAUAACGAGAUCAAAGCCAUAAUAAAAAGUCUCCUAGCAAAGAAAACCCCAGAACCCAGUGGCUUCACUGCUGAAUUCUACCAACAUUUAAAAAAGAACUAAUACCAAUCCUACUCAAACUAUUCCAAAACACAGAGGAGAAGGCAAUACUUCCAAACUUAUUUUACAAAGCCAAUAGUACUUUGACACCAAAACCAGACAAAGACAUGUCAGAAAAAGAAAACUAUAGGCCAUUGUCACUGAUGAAUAUUGAUGCAAAAAUCCUCAACUCAAUACUAGCAAACUGAAUUUAACAAUACACCAAAAAGAUCAUUCAUCAUGACCAAGUGGCAUUUAUCCCUGGGAUGCAAGGAUGGUUCAAUAUAUGCAAAUCAAUCAAUGUGAUGUAUCAUUUCAACAGAAUAAAGGGCAAACACCAUAUAAUCAUUUCAAUAUGUACUGAAAAAGCUUUUGAUGAUAUUUAACAUCCCUUCAUGAUAAAAACCCUAAAAAAAAACUGGGUAUAGAAGGAGCAUACCUUAACAUAAUAAAAGCCAUAUAUGGCAGACCCACAGCUAGUAUGAUAAUGAAUGGGGAAAAACUGAAAGCCUUUCCUGUAAGAUCUGGAACACAAUAAGAAUGCCCACUUUCACCACUGUUGUUCAACACAGUAGUCAAAGUCCCAGCUAGAGCAGUAAGACAAAAAAAAAAAAAAAAAAAAAAAAAGAAGAAGAAAUAAAGGGCAUCCAUAUUGGGAAGGAAGAAAUCAAAUUAUCCUUGUUUGCAUAUAAUAUGAUCUUAUAUCUGGAAAUACCUAAAGACUCCACCAAAAAAGUAUUGGAACUGAGAAAUAAAUUCAGUAAAGUUGCAGGAUACAAUAUCAACAUACAAAAAUCAAUAACAUUUUUAUAUGCCAACAUUGAACAAUCUGAAGCUACUUGAGAGGCUGAGGCAGGAGGAUUGCUUGAGCUUGGGAGGUAGAGGUUGCAGUGAGCCAUGAUGGCCCCACUGCACUCCAGCCUAGGCAACAGAGCAAGACCCCAUCUCAAACAACCAAAAACGUGUAGAAGGAUGGUCACCAGAGGCUGGGAAAAGUAGUAUAGCGAGGAGUAGUUAUGGGGGAAGUGGGGAUGGUUAAUAGGUAUAAAAAAUAGUUACAAAGAAUGAAUAAGACCUAGUAUUUGCUAGCACAAUGGAGUGACAAUAGUAAAAAAUAAUUUAAUUGUACAUUGAAAAAUCUUGAAAAAUUUCAUUGAAAAAGAGUAUAAUUGGAGCCAGGCGCAGUCGCUCAAGCCUCUAAUCCCAGAACUUUGGGAGGCCAAGGCGGGCGGAUCACGAGGUCACGAGUUCGAGACCAGGCUGGAUAACAUGGUGAAACCCAGCCUUUACUAAAAAAUACAAAAAUUAGCCGGGUGUGGUGGCGCGUGCUUGUAAUCCUAGCUACUCGGGAGGCUGAGGCAGGAGAAUUGCUUGAACCCACCCAGGAGGCGGAGGUUGCAGUGAGCCUGGCACCAUUGCACUCUAGCCUGGGAGACAGAGCAAGACUCCCUCUCGAGAAAAAAAAAAAAAAGUAUAAUUGGUUUGUCAGUCCGUGUCCAGGAGGAAGAAGCAGGAGGUCCUGUUGAGUACAGGCAGGAAAUUCCGCUUAAGUGCAAAUAUACCCCGGGAGGAUUCAUAUCAAAGUGCAGGGAGGAAGCCCGCCCUGCCAAGAGCUGUGUCAGAAACUUGCUCAUCCGGCUCCACUCAGCUGUGCAAGAUCGCUUCUUCUGUCAAUCAGCCUGCAGGGGGCGGGACCUGACGCCCUAUCCAAUCAGGGCCGUGGUUCGGGUUCGUGGGAACUGUCAAUCAGGCGCGCUGCCCAGAGAAGUGUGUGUGGUUGAAAAAGCCCGCGGCGUCUUCUACACCCACCUACGCUCGGCGCUGGGCUCUGUAGCUGAGAGACGACCUAGAAGCUCUGUGGUAUCCUUUGUCCCGCUGGAACCCGCAUUGGCAUCGGGAGCCGUCGGGAAGACCUGGGACACCGCGGAAGUCGGGAAAUGGCCUCAGUGGCUUUAGAGGAUGUGGCUGUGAACUUCACCCGAGAAGAGUGGGCUUUGCUGGGUCCUUGUCAGAAGAAUCUCUACAAAGAUGUGAUGCAGGAAACCAUCAGGAACCUGGAUUGUGUAGGAAUGAAAUGGAAAGACCAGAACAUUGAAGAUCAAUACAGAUAUCCCAGGAAAAAUCUAAGAUGUUGUAUGUUAGAGAGAUUUGUUGAAAGUAAAGAUGGAAGUCAAUGUGGAGAAACGUCUAGGCAGAUUCAAGAUAGUAUUGUGACCAAGAACACUCUUCCUGGAGUAGGUCCGUGUGAAAGCAGUAUGAGUGGAGAAAUCGUCAUGGGUCAUUCAUCCCUUAAUUAUUACAUCAGAGCUGGUGCUGGGCACAAACCACAUGAGUAUCAUGAAUGUGGAGAGAAGCCAGAUACGCAUAAACAAUGUGGGAAAGCCUUCAGUUACCACAACUCUUUUCAAACACAUGAAAGGCUUCACACUGGAAAGAAACCAUAUGAUUGUAAAGAAUGUGGGAAGUCCUUCAGUUCUUUGGGAAGCCUUCAAAGACACAUGGCAGUGCAGCGUGGAGAUGGACCUUAUAAAUGUAAGUUGUGUGGGAAAGCGUUUUUUUGGCCCAGUUUGUUAUAUAUGCAUGAAAGAACACACACUGGAGAGAAACCAUAUGAAUGUAAGCAGUGUUCUAAAGCCUUUUCUUUUUACAGUUCCUAUCUAAGACAUGAAAGAACACAUACUGGGGAGAAACCGUAUAAAUGUAAACAGUGUUCUAAAGCCUUUCCUUUUUACAGUUCCUAUCUAAGACAUGAAAGAACACAUACUGGGGAGAAACCGUAUGAAUGUAAGCACUGUUCUAAAGCCUUCCCUGAUUACAGUUCUUGUCUAAGACAUGAAAGAACUCACACUGGAGAGAAACCCUAUACAUGUAAACAAUGUGGGAAAGCCUUCAGUGCUUCCACUUCCCUUCAAAGACAUGAAACCACUCACAGUGCAGAGAAACCCUAUGCAUGUCAGCAAUGUGGGAAAGCAUUUCAUCAUCUGGGAAGCUUUCAAAGACACAUGAUAAGGCACACUGGAAAUGGACCUCAUAAAUGUAAGAUAUGUGGGAAAGGCUUUGAUUGUCCUAGUUCACUGCAAAGUCAUGAAAGAACUCACACUGGAGAGAAACCCUAUGAAUGCAAGCAGUGUGGGAAAGCGUUAUCUCAUCGCUCAAGCUUUCGAAGUCAUAUGAUAAUGCACACUGGAGAUGGACCUCAUAAAUGCAAGGUAUGUGGGAAAGCCUUUGUUUAUCCCAGUGUAUUUCAAAGACAUGAAAGGACUCACACUGCAGAGAAACCCUAUAAAUGUAAACAAUGUGGCAAAGCCUACCGUAUUUCCAGUUCCCUUCAAAGGCAUGAAACAACUCAUACUGGAGAGAAACCCUAUAAAUGCAAACGUGGGAAAGCCUUUAUUGAUUUGUGUUCCUUUCAAAAUCACAAAACAACUCACACUGGAGAGAAGCCACAUGAGUGUAAGGAAUGUGGGAAAGCAUUCAGUCGUUUCAAAUACCUUUCUCGACAUAAAAGGACUCACACAGGAGAGAAACCUUAUGAGUGUAAAACAUGUAGGAAAGCCUUCGGUCAUUAUGAUAACUUAAAGGUACAUGAAAGAAUUCACUCUGGAGAGAAGCCCUAUGAAUGUAAGAAAUGUGGGAAAGCAUUCUCUUGGCCCACUUGCUUUCUACGACAUGAAAGAAUUCACAUGAGAGAGAAAUCCUACGAAUGUCAACAAUGUGGUAAAGCCUUCACUCAUUCCCGUUUUCUUCAAGGACAUGAAAAAACUCAUACUGGAGAGAACCCGUAUGAAUGUAAGGAAUGUGGGAAAGCAUUUGCUUCUCUCAGUUCCUUGCAUAGACAUAAAAAGACUCACUGGAAAAAAACUCACACUGGAGAGAACCCGUAUGAAUGUAAGGAAUGUGGGAAAGCAUUUGCUUCUUUCAGUUCCUUGCAUAGACAUAAAAAGACUCACUAGCAUUCUCUCUAAAUGUAUGGAAUGUGGGAAAGCAUUUAUUAAUUUUAUUUCAUUUCAGAAACUUGUAAGAAACACAUUGGAGAUAGACCCUGUGAAUGUAAGCACUUGGUAAAGCCUUAAGUAGUUUCAGUUUCUUUCCAGUACAGUCAUCCCUUGAUACCAGCUGCGUACUGGUUCCAGCACUCCAUGAGCCAUGUCAAGUCCCUUUUAUAAAAUGACAUAUUUGUAUUUAACUUACCCACAUCCUCUUGUAUACUCUCAAUUAUGUCUAGAUUACUUAAAAUACCUCAUGCAUUGUAAAAGGUAUGCAAAUAUUUGUUCUAUUGUAUUGUUUAGGGAAUCAUGAUAAGGAAAAGCGUCUAUGUAUUUUCAGUAUAGAUGCAGUAAUUGUGAGCCUAUCAACAUAGUAUAUGUCAGCCGGAACAUUAAAGUUUCUUUGUUUCAGCUUUCA